This is a messenger RNA of Diatraea saccharalis (sugarcane borer), 2331 nucleotides long. The record is from the annotation of a GenBank genome assembly. NCBI's taxonomy places the organism in Eukaryota, Metazoa, Arthropoda, Insecta, Lepidoptera, Crambidae.
UUCAUUUAUUCACACACCAUUUAUGAUUAUCGAGAUUAUUUUAUUUUGUUUUGGCUUUAACAACUUUUAGAAAUAUAAUGCUCUUUUCUCAUUUUCGUUAACAGCUUAUACGGACAUGUUUCGUGCAAAACCAAUGAUACUAUCAUUGGUUUUGCGCCUCAUAAACGUAGGUACAUUCGUUGUCAAUUUUGACAGUAGCGCGCGCGCUUCAAUAAUCAGCGCUAUUACAUUUUUUGUUGCGUGUUACACUUUUUUCAUUGCUUUUUGCGAAAUUUAUGAACAUGAGCGAAUCUUAUAAAAACAGAAACUACGUAGUCAAGAUUUUUCACAUCAUCGAUUAAUUAUUAUUAAUAGAACUACAUAUUACAUAGAAGCAUUUUUAUAAAGUCGCGGGAGAUAUUUGUGGCUCCUCGGUCGCCACAGCCACCUCCCGCGCGGAUGUCCAAUUUGCACCCUAAGUGAUGUUAUCUAAUAUUUUUUUACCUGUUUAUGUUUUUUCAUAGACAAAAUGCCGCCACAAGGGCAAGAGAAAGAUUCCUGGGUACUCUACGAAACUGAUGCCAAAGAACAAGAUGUCAAUCAUCGUGUGCCUCCGUCAGCAGAGAAAAGGAAACUGGAUAUUGUAUGGAGAAACGUGAUCAUCUUUACCUAUCUUCACCUGAGCGCCGCAUACGGUGCAUACCUUUUCUUCACCACUGUCACGUGGAAAACUAAGCUCGCUACAUAUAUCCUGUACGUGAUGUCGGGCCUCGGGAUUACAGCGGGUGCACACAGACUUUGGGCGCACAAAUCCUACAAGGCAAAGUUGCCGUUGCGCAUAUUAUUAACUUUCUUCAACACAAUGGCAUUCCAGGAUUCAGUUUUAGACUGGGCGAGAGACCAUAGAAUGCACCAUAAAUAUUCUGAAACUGAUGCUGAUCCGCACAACGCGACUAGAGGUUUCUUCUUCUCGCACGUUGGCUGGCUGCUCGUCAGGAAACAUCCUCAGAUCAAGGCUAAAGGACACACCAUCGACUUGAGUGAUCUUUGGGCUGACCCUGUACUUCGAUUCCAGAAAAAGUACUAUAUGUAUCUUAUGCCAUUGGCUUGUUUCGUCAUGCCGACAUUGUUGCCUACUCUCUGGGGUGAAAGCCUGUGGAAUGCUUACUUCUGCAGUGCAAUCUUCCGCUACGUGUUCACCCUAAAUAGUACCUGGCUCGUAAAUUCUGCAGCUCACUUAUGGGGUCAAAAACCUUACGAUAAACAUAUAAACCCUGUAGAAAUUAAGUCUGUUUCUGUAGCAGCUUUAGGUGAAGGAUUUCAUAAUUACCACCACACAUUCCCAUGGGAUUAUAAAACUGCAGAACUGGGGAACUACUCUUUAAAUAUCACAAAGCUCUUUAUUGAUACGAUGGCUAAAAUUGGCUGGGCUUAUGACCUGAAAACUGUUUCACAUGAAGUAAUUGAGAAACGGGUGAAAAGAACGGGUGAUGGAAGUCAUAGUGUUUGGGGUUCGGAUGAUAAUAAUGCACCCGGAGAAGAUAAAAAUGAUACUACAAUCAUGAACUCAAGCAAGUCUGAAUAAAUUAUUUUAGUAAUAAAUUAAUAUUAUUGUUGCUUAGAAAUGUGAAACGGUAAUUUAUCAGUAGUUUUACUUGAAAUCACCGCGAUAAAAGCUAAGUUUGAUAUAUUUAAGCGAUUUGGUUUUAAAUGAAAUCUGCUCCUUUUACCAUAUUGUGAUAUUUAAUAUUAUUAGAACAGCGUAAUACCUAGUUAGUAAGUUCCUAUUUAUUUUACAGAUCUUAUUAAAUAUUAUGUUUACAGAAAUGUCUAAUGAAUAAGAUCUAAUUUAAAUCCAUUAGCAAUAAAAUUAAAUGUUUCAAUUACUAUGGGUUUUAUAAAGUAUGUAACUUAUAAUAAAAUCUUUUUUAAAUAAGUUUGUUAUAAUUAUUUUAUAUUGCAAAUGUACCUUAUCCGUACGUCUACUAAAUCUUCGUCAAGCGUGUCAGUUUUUACGAUCAAAGUAUUUACAUAUUUAAAAAUAUUAAUUACGUUUCAAAAGAUUUUUUCCUUAAUUUUAUUUUCAUAAUUUCAUUUGAAAUGUCGCAUUUUAUUUGAAACUAUUUAAUAGUUUUGUAAAUACAUAUAGUCAGAAAAAGUUAUAAUAUUUAUUAAUCGUUGAAAGAAAAAAAUAUUAUUUAUUUAUUUUAAUUGAAUACUAAAAUGCAUUCAGUUAAGUCAGGACAAAAAUUGCGAGGCUUAUAACUAUUUUUAAAUAGUAAUACGAUAACUACCCGAAUCAGACCCUUAAAUGAUUGUUUGCUUCACUACCCAAAUGCGAUUCGGGCCUAA